GGCAAGCUGUUGAUGUCAGAGUGAUGAUGUGGGGAGGGACAAUCUCUGCACUAUAAAGAUGGGUCAAUCGAAUAUAAACUGGGGCUGACCAGCAGAGAGAAGGAUCUACAAAACAUGGUCCCCGCCAGUUUGAGUCCUGCUGGCCUGUCUCUGCUUCCAACCCAACUGCUAUUGGGCUUCAGUUUCAUGUCAGCAAUCUCUAUUUGCUUUCCAAAAAUAAGCCUCUGCCAGCAUGCUGAAGAGAGAAAAACUAGAAGGGCGGUAUUUUUAGGGCCAUUAAUUCUGACCACGUGCCCAGGAGGUGAACCGGAUGGCCACUGCACAAAGACUUCUCAUCACUAUGUUCUGCGAAGCCAGCGUUCACCGGACGUUGCCUGCCUUCUUUCUCCUGGGUUUUCUUGCUGGGAUUGCUUCAACACAUCCAGUUGUAAGCAGAACCAAUGGCACAUUACUGGAAAGAGGAUGGCAAUCUCUGUUGUCCAGGUCCAUUGCUGGGAUGUCAGGGGACAAGUCAGAUGUGAACUGGGAGAGUGACUAUUUGCUAGGAAUCAAGAGGCAGCGGAGGCUUUACUGCAACGUGGGCAUCGGGUUUCACCUUCAAAUCCUCCCAGAUGGAAGGAUAAGCGGAGUUCACAAUGAAAACCAAUACAGUCUCUUUGAAAUAUCCACCGUAAAGAGAGGUGUUGUUAGCCUGUUUGGUGUGAAAAGUGCUCUCUUCAUUGCAAUGAACAACAAGGGAAAGCUAUAUGGAACAGCUGUUUUCCAAGAUGAGUGCAAAUUCAAAGAAACCUUGCUGCCCAAUAACUACAAUGCAUAUGAAUCAAAUGUUUACUGUGGUGCUUACAUUGCACUCAGUAAACAUGGGAGGGUGAAGAGAGGAAACAAGGUUUCUCCUGCUAUGACAGUAACCCACUUUUUACCAAGAAUAUGAACAUGAGCAAAGUAGAAGAUUAAAUCCCAGGAAAAACUGUUUCAUUUUGCACAUGGGAAUAAUCUCCCAGGUAAAGUAUUUAUACUGUUCAUUGAAAAAAAAUCUACAUAUGUAUGUGUAUAUUUGGUUAAAAUAUUUGUACUAGAUUCAUCACAUAGCAUAUGUAAUAUGAUGCUGCUUCUCUUAUACCCUGUACAAAUUUUACACAGCUGUGUGCCUCCUUUGGUGCUUAACAGAGAAAAAUACAAACUGGAGAGCAAUGGAAAAAAAGGAUUUGGAAGAUAAAGAAUGGCUGUGGAUAUUAAUCUAAUUAAUCAUAGGUUAUUUAUUAAUUAACAUUAAUUACCUCAGAUAAUAAUCUUUCUUAGAGAGCUGUUUACAUAUCUUGGGCCAAAUCAUCACAUGACUGUGCUUCACCAGAACUUCAAGCAGUUCACUCCAGCUGAAUAUCUGCCUGCAUGUCCCCUUCUACACACUGUGUCCUGUCUUGUAAAGUCCUCAAUCUAUUUUGAUCAUUAGGGUGCCAAUUCCACAACCAUUUCUACACAAGUAAACUGUCUACCCUGAGAGCCCCUCUGACUGAAGGGAUUAUCCAGGGUCUCCUCACAUGGACUUGUUGGCAAAAUGAAGACUUACAAUCAAUUUCCCUUAGGAAGGGCCCUAGGCUAAAUCACAGCUGGAUCCCAAAUGCAAAAUAUAGUUGGAGCUUAGGAUUUUAAAUAUCACCCCCUUGGCAUUUUGCGAGCUUAGUUUAGACUCACCUUAAAUAUAGAUGUGUAUAUCUUUAAUAUAAAUACAUGUGUGUAUAUAUAGCCAUGAUAUGUGUAAGCACAUAGCCAUGCAAGUACAUACUUUCAAUCAAUUGGUUAUCCCAGUCUCUGGAUGUCCAAGUGCCUUUGUAUGUGUACACACGUAAAAGAACACACAUAUUUAAAGGCACUGUGUUUCAUUCAGGCAGAAUCUUGAUAAUCUGUAAGAACUAGAGCUGGUCUCCAGGAUGCAUUUUAUAAAAUGCCUGAAAUUUAUUGAAGCUCCCGGCAAAGGUCUAUUUUAGAAAACUUAAUUUAUUCUGUUUUCUGCUUGAAGUGUAUUUGGUUCUUUAUCAUACCUCACUGAGGUAUGAUGAGGACAGAGGAUUAAGGUUUAUACAAGCAUGUCUUCCUGGAUUGAAACAGAGGAAUUUAUGCUAUAAUUCCAAUUUCUAUCACUUGCAAAGCACUGAUUUCAAAGAGAACACAGCAAGCUGUAUGAAAUACUCUCCAAAGCUCUCCUAGAAGCCUUGCAUAUGGUGCAUAACCUUGCUUCACUAUUUUGACAACCUUUUUCCAGAUCGCAAAUGAAGCUACAUUCUCUGUGCCUUUGAAAGAGUAUUUUAAGAGGCCCUAAGUCAAUAGUCACUAUAAAUGUCAGUUAUGAGAAGCCUUGGGAUUCCUGAAUUGAUGGCGUGUUCCUAAAUUUGAAACUAGAUUCAAUGCAAUGUCAGAGCAUGAGCAUUUUCAGCAUAGAUGGACCAUGUUGGUGCAGAAGCGAACAUCUGAGUGCAAGAUUAUCUCCCACAUCCAGCCAAAAUGUGGCUGUGUCCAGCCUUGACAUGCCAUUCUAUUUGCAGGGGAUGUCUAUUCAUGAUGAAUUUGAGCCUUCUGACAUGCCUGAAAAACAGUGUCAGGGCCAGAUCCUCAGCUGGAGUAAACCAGUCUAGUAAGACUACUAGUUUAUAGCUGCAGAAGAUUUGGCCCAAAGAGCGUAUCUACAAGGAUACAUCUACAGUCACACUUUCUGAAAAAUUAUGAAGACAAUUGGUUUGUGAACAAGAUAGAGUUUUCUAGUUCCUUUUGUGUGAUUUAGAGUUGAAUGUAUUUUGCUCAAAUCUAAGUGAUGACAACAGUGUAAAUUAAGAGGGGGAAAAAAAAAAAAAAGAGUGGAAUACAGCUUACAGUACAUGAGUGGGACACUUUGGACAUAGCAAAGGAAAGUUGUUACUUUGCAUUUUCUCGUCUCAUAGUAUGCAGAGAGAAGCCAAGCUGGCACACCUCAUUCAUCCACAAUGUGUACAGCAGCUUGAUUUGAAUUUGAUGAGAAAAAGCAGUAUGUUUUGAGGGGGGGGAGUGGGUCAGAAGAAAGUUUGGAAGAUGUCAGACAGUUACAUCGACCUAAAGUCCUUCAAGGUACAGACGGGAAGACAGUUGUGUUGAAAUACAUUAGCUGGCAACUUGUAUCCUUGUGGUAUAUUCCUAAUGAUCUUUGAAGUUUGAAAAAGAAUGGAAGAGUACGUGGACAUAGAAGAAGUCACAGUUUGAAUGUUGACACACAAGUUUGUUUCUGAGUACAGCUUAAACCAGUGUCCUUAGGAUAGGAUGAAGUCUGUUCCCUCUUAAGCCAGUGUAGUCUAGAAUUAUUCAUUGUUGCCAGUACUCAUAAAUCAUAGGAUAACUGGCAUAAACUGUGAGAAUCAGACUUGCUGACUCCAUUUUGCACAUACUGGUCAACAGUGAGAGCAAACCAUAGACCAGGUCACAAGAAGUGUUUGGAAGCAGCCUGCUAGGUUGAGCUUGUUCUUAAGAACCUCAGACCCUUGCAGAGGCAGUUUUGAUGGGCAUUUGAAAAGCCCCCUCAGUCACUCUGCCGAGUUACUCUUUACACCUCUGCUUUUUCCUUAUUAUAUAUCAAUGCCAGCCAGAUUAACACUGAGUUCAAUUUUUAAAUCAAAAAAGGUCUCCAAGGGCCAGGAAUCCUGACUAAUAUGAAUUGUGUCAUUGUCAGAAGUGAAAAUGAAAGAUGACAUUGUCAGGAGUUCUAAUUGUGGCAGGAAACCCCUCCAGCACAGUAGAGCACUGAGGCCUUGUGGAGUUUUAGACUAGAUGGAUAUGAUACUUUGAGAAAGGAACUUCUUAAGUGAAUGCAUGGCUACAUUCAAAAGAGGAAUCAAGGCACUCGUUGACACAUUGCUACAGACUUGCAAGCAGUCUAGGGGCAGCUCACAGUAGUAGAAUGUACUUUGGCAGGUGUGCAAGAAGUUCUGUAACUUGCUUGGGAAAUGGCCUGAUCCUGUAUUGCAUCAUACUUGAUUAGCACAGGAGAAGGAGGAUCUAGGCAGACCACCACUCAUUCUGCACAUGGCAGGAUAAAACUGUUGAGCUGGCACAGAGGAAAAAGGAAAAGAAAAAAAUCUGUAAUGAGAAUGUACAUGUUACAGAGCCUAUGGAGACAAUAUGGGCAUAGUCUGGUAAACUCUGAAGCGUCACUUUCUUUGAAAGAAUAUUUCCAUGAAUAUGUGACUACAUACAGAAAACUCAUGAAAGUAAAAGAGUUUCCCAAAUGAGAGACAAGUUAGGAAUGCAGUGGUCCCUUUGAAAGCUUGUCUCAUGGUCUCACUGAGUCAUUAAACGGGCCACAAGUUUUGAAAGCAUUGAUAUGAAUGUCCCACACCAGCCUGUCUUGCCCAUAUUUCACACAUGGGAUUCUCCUGUGGAGUUAAUACUAUUUUAAAGGUUUCUUCUAUAGGCAAAUUGCAUAAUAAUUUAAGUUCUAAUCCACCUUGAUUAGAAAACAGUCUUGACUGGAAAAGUAUUAUGUACUUAAAUAAUCUAAGCUUCCCCAGCUAUGCAGAGAUGAAGACACACACAAUGGAAAAGCAGAGUAAUUUUUGUAUACCUCACUAACUAUUGCAAUUCCAAGAUUUUAUUUUGCACAGUAAAUAGUGCCAAAGUUCUCACAUUUAUUUAUUUUUUUCACUACAAUAUACCUCAUAUUCUGACUCAAUAUGGACUCACAAUUGAGGCUGUAAAUUUGCCAGAAAUACAAAACUGUCCAAUCAAUUGUUUGUGAAAUUGCUUCUAUUUUUAUAUGUAUGUGCUGCGCACAAUAGUUUACUGUAUUAAUGAAAUAAACUUUUAUACGUUUUUCACA
Molecule: messenger RNA, 4837 nt
Organism: Apus apus (common swift)
Lineage: Eukaryota; Metazoa; Chordata; Aves; Apodiformes; Apodidae
Gene: FGF6
Product: fibroblast growth factor 6
Exons: 3
Coding region: 311-931 (206 amino acids)
Biological process (GO): positive regulation of protein phosphorylation; positive regulation of cell population proliferation; regulation of cell migration
Cellular component (GO): cytoplasm
Molecular function (GO): fibroblast growth factor receptor binding; growth factor activity
Source: RefSeq, a predicted model, not a curated record